This is a messenger RNA of Tuber melanosporum (Perigord truffle), 3025 nucleotides long. RefSeq lists its product as uncharacterized. Gene Ontology annotation, biological process: DNA-templated transcription; regulation of transcription by RNA polymerase II. The record is from RefSeq and is a predicted model, not a curated record. Bases 274 to 2844 code for a protein of 856 amino acids. The transcript has 7 exons. Gene Ontology annotation, cellular component: chromatin. Gene Ontology annotation, molecular function: zinc ion binding; RNA polymerase II cis-regulatory region sequence-specific DNA binding; DNA-binding transcription factor activity, RNA polymerase II-specific. Lineage: Eukaryota; Fungi; Ascomycota; Pezizomycetes; Pezizales; Tuberaceae.
CGGCAAAGCAAGAAGGAGAAAAAGGCAUUGUAAAAGGAAUGUAGAGAGGUCGAGAUGUGGGGAAGCCUCAGUCUACCUUCUACACACCUCACUAGCUUCUACUAGACCUAGGCUAAGUCCCGCCACUUUCUCGACCGACAAAAAAUAAAUCAACGGAAUCUCGAAAAACGCUGCAGAAUAUUGUUGAUAUUUUCUUCCCCGCCACAAAGGAAAGGGGGAAGAGAUAGCCAAGAAAGGGAUCGGUAAGUCAAUUAUUUGCGAGAGUGAGGAAGAAUGAGGCGGACAGGCCCCCGCGUCGCUAAAGAGAGGAAAUGCAAUUACUGCGGCAAACUCUUCUCAAAAACAGAACAUCUCGAGCGUCAUGAGCGAUCACACACAAAGGAUCGCCCUUUCCAGUGUCAGACGUGUGGAAAAAAGUACACAAGAAAUGAUACUCUGCUUCGACACUCGAAAUCGCACAACGGAGGGGGAGGAAGUGGACUUCACUCCUCCGUUAAUUUAACUACGGGAGAUAUCGAAGGGGCCAAGGGAGAAGAGCCUUCUCCAGUUUCAACGUCCGCUACUACUGCAAACUUCUACUCACCAUCCAUUUCUCCAAACUUUCACGAGAAUACUGGUAGCUACGAUGGACACAGUGGUGGUGGGGCUGGCGAUCAUGGCGGCGGCGGGACCGGGAACUUUGAUUCUCCGGGUGGGCUGCUGUCCGAUCCCGCUAGGCGCCAUGAUCCCAUGUCCAUGCAAUCCGUAGAUCCGACUCUAGAGAUCUCUCCACAAAACAUCCCGCAAGGCACUCUACCCGGACUUCAUACAUCUCCCUCCUUCGUUGACCCAUCGCUAGAUGAUGCUAGCCCCCACCACCCCAAUUCCACACCCUUCGUCACUGAUGCGGACGGGAUGCAAAUUAAUCUUGUUUCCACCGUAAACUCCGGUUUCGGCUCAGGAGAUCAAUGGGCACAAGCUUUGUUUGCCGAACCUUCCUGGCUGAUCGGACAGGGCUUUGAUUUCGGAGCAUUAAACGCCUCGAUUAUUCCUGGCUUUUCCGAUGUCAAUGCUAACAUCUAUGUGGAUGACGAUACUGUCUCAUCUGUUUUACCUCCACCAACUAUAACAGCUUCUUUGCAGGAAAAUCAGAGUCAAAUUGCCGUCGAGUACAAGCCCCCAAGGACGAACGUAGCAAAAUUGUGGUUUACGUCUAUGGGUCCAUCGGAAGAGAAUGAUGAACCGUCGAGGCCCGGGAGCGCCUCGUUGAUGUCUCCCGAUCGUGAAAUGGUGGACGCCGGAGAUGAGAAUUCGGGUGUUUUUGACGAGCAAUAUCGGCGGAGACUGUCGAAUCAGAUGAAGCCGAAAUGGGCGGAGGAGCCACUCCCCUCUGUAGACUUUCUGAACCUCUGCGUGCAAAUGUAUUUUACAAAGUGUAGUAUUCUUCUGCCGAUUUUGCACCGCGCCACCUUCAAGCCGACACCCGAGAAUUCUUUUUUGCUGCUCACGAUAUGUACUCUUGGGAGUUUAUUUAUUGGGUCUGCGAGUGCACGGAAGCAGGGUGAAAGGAUCUUUGAAAGGGUUAAUAAGGUUAUUCUUGCAUCAUGGGAAAAAAGGCUCGUACGAGGGGCUGGGGAAGAAUUGGCCUUGAUACAAUCUUCACUUAUCGGGCAGACAUACGGUCUGCUCUCAGGAUCCCCCAGCCAUCUCGCGAUUAUCAGUGCUUUCCACGGAACCGUUAUCUCGUGGGCACGGAGAGCAGGGAUGUUCCAACGAAACAAGACGACACCCUCCCCCUCUGGACUAUCUGGCGAGGCCCUAGAGAAGGUUUGGCAUCAAUGGGUGAAGGUAGAGGAGGCGAAGAGGACGGUACUCGGAUUGUAUAUUCACGAUGUUGAGUUGGCAAGCAUGUUCCAUCACGAACCGGCUCUCCGCCACCAUGCCAACAUACUCCCGCUCGCUUGUUCUACCGAACUUUUCGAAGCCCCCACGGCUAGCACAUGGGCAGCUCAUUAUCUCGCGCAGGAUCCUAACGCUGUUGCUUCAGCCCCCAUAAAGACUUUCAAAGAUUUUUCUGAUAGGAUAUUUCCAUCGUGGCCCGUUGCAAGCCCGUGUCCGAUGACCGUAUCUGUGCCACCCGUCGUAACAGCCGACUACACAUGUAUGUAUACACUGUACAUAUCGCUCUUGAGCAUCAACGCGGCAGCCUGUGAUGCUCAAUCGCUUGGGAACCUUCGCUCGCCAGAGACUUUCUCCUCGCUGAGCGCAGCGUUGAUGCAAUGGCACCGCUAUUACCAAAACGCACUAAAACUCUCUCCUAAUGGGCCACAACCUUGUACAUUCUCACUUAUGGCCUUAUGGCAUGCGGUAUUCCUUUACUUGCUCGUCGAUAUUAAUAGGUUAGAGCUAGCUAUUGGACGUGACGUCAAUAAUCCCCCUUCACCAGCUCAAGAAGAAGUAGCAUACGCGGUGAAAUGGGCAUCAACCCUAUCGGCAAAACGUGCCGUGAUUCAUGGAACCCUCUUGCAAAAACAAUUGGCGAACACGCCAUUAGAUGCCGAGCCAGCCAUCCAUGUGCCCCGCGCACUGUUUCACACAGGAGUGGUCUGGUACUGCUGGACAAGGUUCGCGCCGCAGGUCGAUGAUGGGAGAAACAUCCACGGGGAAUGGGAUGAGAUGGAAAUGUUGGGUGUGGAUACUGAUAAACUACUUGGAGCAGUGGGUAGCGGGCGCGGGGUCAUCGGGAAGGCAAAUCUAUGCGCCCUAACAGAUAUGCUGAGGAGGGCGGGGCAUUGGGGGAUUGCUCGGAGAUUUGCAAGGAUACUGGGGGAGCUGGUUUUCGAAAGUGGGGGAAAUGAAUGGUGAUAUUUAGCGGAGGGUUAUCGUAUUUCCGUAAUCACGAGUGAUGCUGCAUGAUUCUUUUAAUGUCUUGUAUGAUACCCCCACAUAUGGAGUUUUGUGAGAAUCAGCGCCUCGCGUGGGUAAACUCUGAGGGGAAAGGAACGAAAAAUUGAGAAUGACCUCAAUGGUUAUGUUGUGGAGAGAA